AUGAGUCAAGAUGAUAUUAAUAAAGAUGUCGCAUUGUGUUCAAUAUGUCAUCAUUUAUUAUGGAAACCUGUUACAUGCAACAUAUGUAAGAACUCAUUUUGUUAUCAAUGCAUUCAUCAACGAGUGAAUGAUGAACAAACCAAUAGUUGUCCAUUUGGUUGUGAAUACGAAGAACAACAAUGUUCAUCCGUUAUACUGGCAUCAUUAUCAAAAUUACAAAUAGAAUGCUCCUACAAAUCGUAUGGUUGUUCUGCGAUUGUUUCGUAUGAUAUACUAGAAGAUCAUGAACAAAAUUGUGAUUAUCGGCAAUAUCAAAAACAGCAUUAUGAUGUUCAGCAACACUUGCAGGAAUGCGCAGAAAUUGUUUUAAAAUGCCAAGAAUGCUCUACACUUUAUCAACGUGAAGAUAUGAAACAACAACAACAUACAAAAAUUCAAUGUUUGAGACAGCAAAUGCUUUCAAUGCAGAACAUAAUGGAACAAACAGCUAAACUACAGCAAGCCACAUUCAGUUCAAUUCUCCAAAAGCAACAACAACAAUUAAAUGCAAUAGAUGAAAACUUAAAAGUGCAACACAACUUAUCAGAACAAAAGCUAAAUUUUGUUGUUGACAAACAGCAACAAUUGCAAACCAGGGGAGACAACACAGAUCAGAAAAUAGAUACGAUUAUUCUUAAGCAACAACAACAAGUAAAAUUAUUGUAUGAUACAAUAGAACAAGGACUAAAAACACAACAAGAUUCAACUGAACAAAAAAUAAGUACUAACAGCGAUAAACAACAACAACAACUUCAUGCGAUAGAAUCAAAAUUUGAUGAAACUAUUAGUGGUGGUAUACAAAAUUUGAAAGAACAAAUGAACGGUAUGAGAAACUAUAGAAUUUUGUUUUUAUGUCUUGAGAAAAGAAUGUAG
Didymodactylos carnosus is the source of this 912-nucleotide messenger RNA. NCBI's taxonomy places the organism in Eukaryota, Metazoa, Rotifera, Eurotatoria, Philodinida, Philodinidae. The record is from the annotation of a GenBank genome assembly.